UCUUGUGGUCACCCUAAAACUGAUUUGGCGAAAAACCAAAACAAAACGCGCAAUCCGAAAAACAUAAACAAAGAUCAUGGAGGAAAGCCAAUUUAAGCCGAAAACAAAUAACUCUGUGGACAAAACUUCAUCCAAGAUUUCCGCAUUCCCAAGGGAUGUGAAACUAAAGCUGCAAAGGCAUCUAAACAGGUGUGGUUAUUCGCAACAAGUCCUUUUGGAAGCAGCCAAACACAACAAUCAUAAUUACACAAACGGGCUUUUCAAUUAUGUGGGCACGACGAUAGAGAGGGGACAGGAAAUGGUGAAGAAUGAGGACUCCGUCAGUCUGAACAACAUCACCCAGUGGCUGGAACUAAUGAAAAAUGCCCAACUCUCAGAACUCUGCGAAUUUGAGGCAGCAGCGGUUGUGAAUUCCCUAACCCAAAAUGAAAUAAAGCCACCUCCGGAUGAACUAAAUGAGAUUGAUUUAAACGAAGCCUAUAAAUUUGUGGAAAAUGCACUGAUGGGCCAGCCCCAAAAGAAGCUAAGUAACGCCACCAAGGCAUUUCUCUCCAAAGAAAUCGAACUCCUUAUAGAGGAGGCCAAUUCCGAGGAAUCAGAUGCUUUGGCCCGCCGAAUGGGGCAGCGUCUAUAUGAUCACCAGAUCAUCGACUAUAUGGAACAGCCCCACAAAUGCAGCUUGGAUCCACUCUUUCUGGACGAAAAUCCAACGUAGAGGCUAGAUAAAAGUUAUAAGCUAGGCCAUUUAUUCAUUUCCACACAUUUAUUAAACAUUUAAAUUCAA
This is a messenger RNA of Drosophila ficusphila, 784 nucleotides long. RefSeq lists its product as uncharacterized. The record is from RefSeq and is a predicted model, not a curated record. Bases 77 to 715 code for a protein of 212 amino acids. Lineage: Eukaryota; Metazoa; Arthropoda; Insecta; Diptera; Drosophilidae. The transcript is spliced from 4 exons.